Menidia menidia (Atlantic silverside) is the source of this 2573-nucleotide messenger RNA. NCBI's taxonomy places the organism in Eukaryota, Metazoa, Chordata, Actinopteri, Atheriniformes, Atherinopsidae. The record is from the annotation of a GenBank genome assembly.
GUAUAAACAAGUCAGUGGGGCAGUGGCGAAAAUGAUGCGUUUAAACCCUUCUAUUAUUGUGUUCUGAAGCGGUGACACCGGUAGCAUGGCAUUUGAUGAUUUAUUAUCAGACAUGUGUUUUUUGUUGGCCUUCGGGUCCCGUGCAGCAAGGCGUGACCAGGGCGUGACGUCAGCCUCGCGAAGACAGCUUGUUUUGGAGGAAGUGAACAGAGCUCGAUUCGGCUAGCAGCUAGCAGGUUAGCUUGAGAGGAAAACCGAGCGUUAACUGGACCUGAACGAAACAGACCCCGUUACCACAUCGUUUUACGCUUACAUUGACUGUAUUGAUCUUGAUUAGAAGGGUUAGUGGAAACGUCAGUCCUUCGACAGCUGCGCAGCUGUCGACACUCUGAACGUGUUGUUUAGUUGCGGCAGACAUUUGUUGGAGCUGUUAGCCUGCCUGUCUGCUGUCCUGCGCGUUAGCUAACACUUCCAUCCGAAGCAGAGGAAAAGUCCAGCGUCCCUAUUUUUUCCUAAAGGUUCAUCGCUCAGACAGCUGUGGCAAAAUGACGUCCAGGAAGAAAGUACUUCUCAAAGUCAUCAUCCUGGGAGACUCAGGAGUUGGCAAGACCUCACUGAUGAACCAGUACGUGAAUAAGAAGUUCAGCAACCAGUACAAAGCCACAAUAGGCGCAGAUUUCCUGACAAAAGAGGUCAUGGUGGACGACAGACUCGUCACAAUGCAGGUAAACACACUGAGUGUCCCUUUAAGCUCACAUCCUGCCCCCUCUGCCUUCCAGAUUUGGGACACCGCGGGGCAAGAGCGGUUCCAGUCUUUAGGCGUGGCCUUCUACCGCGGGGCAGACUGCUGCGUCCUGGUGUUUGAUGUGACGGCCCCCAACACCUUCAAGACCUUGGACAGCUGGAGGGACGAGUUUUUGAUCCAGGCCAGCCCACGUGACCCAGAGAAUUUCCCCUUCGUGGUGCUAGGCAACAAGAUCGACCUGGAGAACAGACAGGUAACAACCAAACGAGCACAGGCUUGGUGCCAGAGCAAGAACAACAUCCCGUAUUUCGAAACCAGCGCCAAAGAGGCGAUAAAUGUGGAGCAGGCCUUUCAGACGAUUGCACGCAACGCCCUUAAACAGGAGACUGAAGUGGAGCUGUACAACGAGUUUCCCGAGCCAAUCAAGCUGGGCAGGAACGAGCCGGCCAAGCCGUCAGCAGAGGCCUGCAGUUGUUGAGGACUCUGAGGAUCUUGGGGGUUGCCAUUGCCCACACUACCCUGUCUUGCCUUGUCUAUAUACCCCCUUUCCCAUAGUCCACUGUGUUAUGCCCUAAUGCCCAACAUACAAGCAGCAUCCCACCCAGAGUAUAUUAUUACACACCAACAUGCUGCACUCACCUCUCUAUGUAUACAGAUACACAUUUUCUAUCAAGUAUCAGUGUCCAAGCCCAAAGAACACCUUAAGGAAACAUUCUGGCAUUAACUUGUAAGAUGCUUAUUACUUCCAAGUGUUUCCCAUUCACAGCUCUGGUGGUUUGGGCUAAUCUCACUUUCAGUUCAAGGUAUGGCUCCCAACUGCUUUUAAUUGAAAACUUUGUGGGAAAUCUGAGCACUGCUUCUGUGUUGAUCUGGACAUUUAACUGAGGCAAAUUCCUUCGUCCUUGUUUUUUAAAAUAAAUGAUAAUAUCAGUAGCAGUGGUGGGUGUUCUCUCUCUCGCAGCCCACAACUGCUGCCCCGUGUUUUCUCAUUUGUGUGAUAACUUCAAUUUGUCCAAAUAGGCGUUACCAUGGUUUCACCAAACAUCAUUUGAAGAAAAUAAAUACUAAAUCUGAAUAUUCUGAAAAGGGGCUUGUGGAGAGAACAUUAAUAUGCUGCCUGCUGAUUCUUGUUAAUUGGCACAGAAUUGGGAAUCUAGAACAAUAACAAUUGUGUACAGGAUGUUGUUUUUUUUGUUUCCUUUUUUCGCACUUUGCUGGAAUACUCAGUAGCUGAAGACUUCUGAAGACAACUCAUUUUGAGCCACAAUAAUUGUGAUUGUAGCUCAGGUAGAGGAGAUCAUGUGAAUGCCGACUCAGCUCCUUGGUGUAAGUGCUGUCCCUCUGUUGGGGAAAAUGUCAUCUACAACUGUUCAUACAUUUGACAUGGGUCUAACUAAUACAGCAUGUCAAUCUACCUGUUAAGCCUAGAGGAAAGAGGCCUCUCCAAGAAAUCAUUAAUUAGUACUAUUUGCUAUUAUUUCUUUUCACUGUCAAUUAUUGCAGGACUGUAUAUUUUCAAACCAUAUCUGACUGCCAGUUGCUCAUGUUUGCAAACAAUCUUAAGUGCUUGAUGUUUCUUUUAACUGAUCAGAUCUUUAACUGUCCAUUUGUAUUAUGUUAAAAAUUUAGAAAUUCAUCAUAGUCCAAGACGGCAUACAUGCAUACAUACAUACAUACUGUAACUGAAAGCUGACAACGCGUGGUGGGGGGGGGGAGUUUUUGGCAUUCAUCAUUAUAUUAUUAAUAUGAUAAAUGCACAGCAUCUACAUUGUUUCAAAAUGUCUUUGCGUUUCAAGUAAUAAGAACAAUAAAAGUCUUGAAUAAAGCA